UUCCCUUCCACUCGUAGCGCGCCCUGUGAACGGAUAAACCUGCUGCUCCUUUUCUCUCUUCUCUCUCAAAGCUCUGAAACUUCAACCGACGAAAAAUACAACAAUAAUCGAAAUGCUGGCAAGCUCUAGCGGCGUACGAAGCACGCCGUGCUAUGCUCAGCUGUCGCAUUUCACUUUCUCCCUCCGCCUUUCAUCUACAAACCGACCUCGCUUUCUUACUCCUAAAAAAUCCUCCAAGUUUUGCUCUCUCUCGCUGCUUUUAUCCGGAAAUAGCGUCGGAUGUAACCGCUUUGCCGUUAGAGCUUCGGCCGAGCCGGAGGUUUCCGAGUCGAUUACUGCUGCUGCUGCUUCCGGUUUACUGCAACCUGUUUCUGUCAAAAUUCCUUUCGGAGGUAGAGAGAUUCUUAUUGAGACAGGUCAUAUAGGGAGGCAAGCUAGUGGUUCUGUGAUGGCAACUGAUGGAGAAACAAUUGUAUACACAUCUGUUUGUUUAUCAGAUGUUCCAAGUGAGCCUUCUGAUUUUUUCCCCCUUAGUGUUACUUAUCAAGAACGUUUUUCGGCAGCAGGUCGGACUAGUGGUGGUUUCUUUAAACGAGAAGGGAAGACAAAGGAUAAUGAGGUUCUUAUUUGUCGGAUGAUUGAUAGGCCAUUGCGUCCAACUAUGCUCAAGGGAUUCUACCAUGAAACUCAGUUACUAUCUUGGGUUUUGAGUUAUGACGGUUUGCAUUGCCCAGAUGCUUUAGCAGUUACUGCAGCUGGUAUAGCAGUAGCUCUUUCAGAAGUUCCACACUCUGAAGCUAUAGCAGGAGUUCGAGUUGGUUUGCUUGGUGAUAAAUUUGUUCUGAAUCCAACAAUAAAGGAGAUGGAAGACUCAACACUAGACCUAUUUUUGGCGGGCACAGAUAAUGCUAUAUUAAUGAUAGAGGGCUAUUGUGAUUUUCUUCCUGAAGAAAAGUUGCUUGAAGCGGUACAAGUGGGGCAGGAUGCAGUGAGAGAAAUCUGCAGUGCUGUGAAGGCUUUAGUCAAGAAGUGUGGGAAACCCAAAAUGCUUGAUGCUAUCAAAUUGCCACCACCUGAGCUUUAUGAGCUCGUGGAAAAAAUUGCGGGUGACGAAUUGCAUAAUGUGCUUCAAAUUAAGAGUAAAAUACCAAGAAGAAAAGCCAUCUCAUUGUUAGAAGAGAAGGUUAUAAACAGAUUGACAGAUAAGGGAUAUAUCAGCAUAGAUGGCACAUCAGGAUCUGUUGAAACAAUACAAGACUUAAUUGAUGAGGAUGAUGAGGAUGAAGAAAUUGUUGUUGAUGGUGAAGUAGAUGAAGGUGAUGUACACAUAAAGCCGGUUUCUCGAAAACCCACUCCAUUGUUUACUGAGGUAGAUGUGAAGCUGGUAUUUAAGGAAGUUUCAUCCAAAUUCUUACGGAGACGUAUUGUGGAGGGAGGAAAAAGAAGUGAUGGGAGGUCCCCAGAAGAUAUACGUCCAAUCACAUCAAGAUGUGGAUUGCUUCCAAGGGCACAUGGAAGUGCUCUCUUUACACGUGGGGAGACACAGUCAUUGGCAGUGGUCACACUUGGUGAUAGACAAAUGGCACAAAGGCUAGACAAUCUAGCAAGUGUAGAGGAAUUCAAGAGGUUCUAUCUUCAGUACUCAUUUCCUCCAUCAAGUGUUGGAGAAGUCGGACGAAUGGGAGCACCUAGUAGAAGAGAAAUUGGACAUGGAACCCUUGCAGAGAGAGCUCUUGAGCCAAUAUUACCUACUGAAGAUGAAUUUCCUUACACUAUACGAGUUGAAAGUACCAUUACUGAAAGCAAUGGUUCCUCAAGUAUGGCGUCUGUUUGUGGAGGUUGUUUGGCAUUGCAAGAUGCUGGUGUUCCACUAAAAUGCUCUAUUGCUGGGAUUGCGAUGGGUUUGGUUUUGGACACACAUGAAUUUGGAGGAGAUGGUACACCACUUAUUCUUUCUGACAUUACUGGAGCCGAAGAUGCUUCUGGAGAUAUGGAUUUCAAGGUUGCUGGAAAUGAAGAUGGCAUAACUGCAUUUCAGAUGGAUAUAAAGGUAGUAGGGAUAACCUUACCUGUUAUGCAAGAGGCACUCCUACAGGCAAGGGAUGGGCGCCGACGUAUUCUUGCUGAAAUGAUGAAAUGUUCCCCUCCCCCUACAAAAAGUCUCUCAAAGUAUGCUCCACUUAUUCAUAUCAUGAAGGUUGCUCCAGAGAAAGUUAACGCUAUUAUAGGUUCUGGUGGGAAAAAGGUGAAAAGCAUUAUUGAAGAAACUGGAGUAGAGGCUAUUGACACACAAGAUGAUGGAAUUGUAAAAAUAACUGCAAAAGAUUUGUUAAGUCUGGAGAAGUCCAAAUCCAUUAUUAGCAGUCUGACAAUGGUUCCAACUGUUGGUGAUAUUUACAGCAGGAAUUGUGAGAUCAAAUCAAUAGUUCCAUUCGGCGUUUUUGUUGAGAUAGCUCCAGGGCGAGAGGGACUUUGCCAUAUUAGUGAGCUGACUUCAGACUGGUUGGCCAAGGCAGAAGAUGCUUUUAAAGUCGGUAAUCGUGUUGAUGUUAAACUUAUCGAGGUUAAUGAUAAGGGACAACUUCGCCUUAGCCGCCGUGCACUUCUUCCUGUUCCUGAAACAAGUUCAGAGGAUCCCAGUUCAAAGCAGCUUACCGACAACAAAGCUGAAGUAGUUGGUGGUGAUUCUUGUAAAGCAUCUGAUGAAGGUACACCUAAAAAACAUGCGAGUGUACCCAAGGCAGAUGGUUUACCUGAAGAGAAGAUUGAACAGACCAAGGUUAAAAGUAGCGCAACCAAACUUGCAAGCUCGUCCAAAAGUAAUUCUGAAGAGACCUCUCUACUCCCACGGAAGAAGGUUUUUAAGAGAGUAAAGAAGAGCAGCAGUAGAGCUGUCACUGGUAUCUCAGGUAAAGACGGAGAGUAGUCAAUAAUCAAAUGGAAGUGUUAUUGUGCUUCUAAUAUGUUGACAAGAAUUUCCAUCUCCAAUGAUGGUUGUGCGAAAGGUGACAGAAUUGCUUCCUCACAUAGAAUAAACAGAGGUACAUUCAUCAAAUAUGGAGGCGUGCACUUGGUAUGUGAAAUGUGAUUCAGAAGCUAGUCUUGCUUCCAUAUGUUUAUGUAAGAAGUUUAAGGCCAGGUAAGCGUGGCACAAAUUGGAUCUCAAGUUUUGUUGCAGAAAAUAUACACAACAUUUUGGAUAUUGCAAAGUUUUGAUGUGUUGAUUUUAUGCUCUA
Molecule: messenger RNA, 3236 nt
Organism: Hibiscus syriacus
Lineage: Eukaryota; Viridiplantae; Streptophyta; Magnoliopsida; Malvales; Malvaceae
Product: polyribonucleotide nucleotidyltransferase 1, chloroplastic-like
Exons: 25
Coding region: 113-2926 (937 amino acids)
Biological process (GO): mitochondrial RNA 3'-end processing; mitochondrial mRNA catabolic process
Cellular component (GO): mitochondrion; chloroplast stroma; cytosol
Molecular function (GO): polyribonucleotide nucleotidyltransferase activity; RNA binding; 3'-5'-RNA exonuclease activity
Source: RefSeq, a predicted model, not a curated record